This is a messenger RNA of Penicillium antarcticum, 1422 nucleotides long. Its product is annotated as pepsin-like aspartic protease. Gene Ontology annotation, biological process: proteolysis. Gene Ontology annotation, molecular function: aspartic-type endopeptidase activity. The record is from RefSeq and is a predicted model, not a curated record. The transcript has a single exon. Bases 1 to 1422 code for a protein of 473 amino acids. NCBI's taxonomy places the organism in Eukaryota, Fungi, Ascomycota, Eurotiomycetes, Eurotiales, Aspergillaceae.
AUGCGUCUUUCAACAUGUUUGCUCAUUACCAGCCUCAACGGUGUUCAUGCCUUCUACCCGUGGGAACUGCGGGUGGAAGUCGGUACCGUUGAGCCAAUCCAGCGUCGCUUUAUGCCAUGGAGUUUGAUCGAAGCCAAGAUUGACGACGCCAAUACAAAGCCUCCAACUCUCGACCUGAAGAAACUGCCCGUUCGUCGCGAUGAUACUUACAAGAUCGUCGAGUCUCACACGCCUUCAAUGGCAGACAGUGCUCCACUGAACCAGGAUGGAACUGAUUACUCUUACUUCUCCCCCGUGCUGGUGGGCUCCCAGAAGACUGAAAUGUGGUUGGCACUCGACACUGGUGCGCCCAACACCUGGGUCUUCGAUUCCGAAUGUACCGAGGAGGUCUGCACACAGCAUCACACUUUCGACCGAUCUGCCUCGAGCAGUUAUGUCUCCAACAGCUCGACAUUUAGUCUCGGAUAUGGCAGUGGCACCGUCCUUGGACAACUUGGAACAGACACUCUUUCAAUUGCAGGCAUUGAAGUCUCGUUGGAAUUCGGCCAGGCAAACAAUGCCUCAGACACUUUCAAGAGCUACCCAUUCGAUGGCAUUCUGGGUCUAGGUCGCUCACACACAUCUGGAUGGAAUAUCCCAUCGUUCAUGGAUCGUGUUGCUGAAGGCAAACACCUCAAGAAUAACUUUAUCGGGUUUAGUCUGUCCCGCGCAGCAGAUGGUGACAAGGACGGAGAGGUCAACUUUGGCGGUCUCGAUACAACCAAAUACGACGGAGAUAUCCAGUACACUGCCACUGAUUCUGAUAUCUGGAACAUUCCCUUGGAUGACGCCUACGUGAAUGGCAAGGCUUGCAACCUUUCCGGCAAAUCUGCUACAAUCGACACCGGAACCACCUACAUUUUGAUUCCCCCUGAUGAUGCAGCAGUCGUUUUUGGUCUUAUCCCCGGCUCAUCUGCAUCUGACAGCAACCACAUCAUCCCAUGUAGCACAAACGUGACGCUGGAGUUUGAGUUCUCGGGUGUCAAAUAUUCCAUCUUACCCGAAGACUAUGUUGGAAAUCCAACAAAGCCCGGUUCAGAGUCUUGCAUUUCGACCAUUGUGAGCUAUGCAUCCAAUGGAGCCAACACCUGGCUUGUCGGCGAUGUGUUCCUGAAGAACGUCUACACCGUUUUCGAUUAUGACAAUGCGCAAAUCGGCUUCGGGUCCCUUGCCUCUGGUUCAACCGAGGGCAAUGGGACAUCCACAGCACCCCCAACCUCACCUACCGCAGCGGCUGCUGCUUCCAGUGCUAGUCAAGCUGCAGCAGAGUCUACCGCAUCCACCGCCGCGACAUCCACGGUGUCCGGCAGCUCUGCAACACAACUCAACCGUGGCAUUAGCUGGUCUAUAUUCACAAUCAUCCUCAGCGCUUUCUUCGUCUGA